Drosophila suzukii is the source of this 6409-nucleotide messenger RNA. The record is from RefSeq and is a predicted model, not a curated record. NCBI's taxonomy places the organism in Eukaryota, Metazoa, Arthropoda, Insecta, Diptera, Drosophilidae.
GCCAGGAUCAGGAGAGUGAAAUCCAGAUCACAAUGAGCAACCGCACGGAGCAGGAUUACGACAGUGCCACUCCGGCGCUGCAGCAGCAGAUGAAUCUGGCCCGCAGAGCCUGCUGGAGGACCAAAUCCUCCCGCUCGGACUUCCCCCCCAAAAGUAUAGAGUUAGUUAAUCCCAUGAUUGCGAAUCAAAUCGAUGCAAUAGCAUCGCCACCGAGAGAUGAAACCAAAACAAGAACAGAACCGCAAACAGCAUUGGCAGUACGCAAAACAACCUGCACAUUCUCCGACUGGCGGGGGAUUCUCGGAAAAAGGAUGCUGCUCAUAUGCGGAUUCAUCCUAAUCCUUGGAAUCGCCCACGGGCGGCCGAACACAAGUGCCGUGGGCGUGGCUUCGGCAAAGGAUGGCAAGGAUAUUGCGGAUGCGGUCACCCAGCUAAAUCUGCCCCAAAGCCCGCCCAUGGAUGGGGUGGAUGUGGAUCCAACGCCACCCGUGAGGUUGCCACGUGCCGAGCCACUCAGAUCCAGCGACCAGGAUGCGGAGGGCGGCGAAGGGCACAAGAUGGAGAGGUAUCCCCUCUCCAGUGUGGAUUUUGCUCGGGUAAAAACGCCGUUCAUCAUCGGAAUCUGGAUUCUGUCCGCCAGUAUAGCGAAAAUCGGUUUCCAUAUGACGCCCAAACUGCAUCUAAUAUUUCCGGAGUCGUGCCUGCUGAUUGUCGUGGGCGUGGUCAUUGGGGUGGUGCUCUAUUUUUGCACCGAUGUGGCCGUCUCCCCACUGACCCCGAACACCUUCUUCUUCUACAUGCUGCCCCCGAUCAUCCUGGACGCAGGCUACUUUAUGCCCAAUCGAUUGUUCUUCGACAACCUGGGCACCAUCCUGCUGAUGGCGGUGGUCGGAACCAUCUUCAACAUAGCCACCAUCGGUGGUUCGCUAUACGCCUGCGGAAAGAUGGGAAUUUACGGGGAAACCGAGACUCCGGGCCUGAUGGAUGUAUUUCUGUUUGCCUCCCUAAUAUCCGCUGUGGAUCCGGUGGCUGUUUUGGCCGUAUUCGAGGAGAUACACGUCAACGAGAUCCUGUACAUUGUUGUCUUUGGCGAGUCCUUGUUGAACGAUGCCGUUACGGUUGUGAUGUACCACAUGAUGGAGUCCUACAAUGAGAUUGGCUUGGACAAAAUCAUCGCCCAGGACAUUGCCAGCGGUGUGGGUUCCUUCUUCGUGGUUGCACUGGGUGGCACUGCCAUAGGCAUCAUCUGGGGCUUUCUCACAGGUUUGGUAACCCGGUUCACCGAUCAUGUGCGAGUCAUAGAACCUAUUUUCAUAUUUGUGAUGGCUUACUUGGCCUAUUUGAAUGCGGAAAUCUUCCACAUGAGCGGCAUUUUAGCCAUCACUUUCUGUGGUAUAACGAUGAAAAACUAUGUGGAAUCGAAUAUUUCACAAAAGUCGCAUACGACUGUUAAAUAUGCCUUGAAGAUGCUGUCCAGUUCGGCGGAGACCAUUAUCUUUAUGUUCCUAGGCGUGGCCACAGUGAACAAUAUGCACGUAUGGAAUACGUGUUUUGUUCUGCUGACCAUUACCUUCUGUUCGGUGUUUCGUGUUAUUGGUGUUAUUUUGCUUUCCGCCCUUGCCAACCGCUUCCGUCUGCAUAAAUUAUCCAGAGUGGAUCAGUUUGUGAUGUCCUACGGCGGAUUGCGCGGUGCUGUGGCCUUUGCCCUGGUACUUCUGGUCGAUGAGAAUGUGGUCAAGCAGAAGAACAUGUUUGUCACUACCACGAUAGCUGUGAUUUACUUUACCGUCUUCCUGCAAGGCAUCACCAUCAAACCGCUGGUUAAGAUCCUUAAUGUGAAACGGGCCAAUAAGCGCAAGCCAACCAUGAAUGAGCGAAUUCAUGAAAGGUUUAUGGAUCACUUGAUGGCUGGCAUUGAGGAUAUUGUGGGCAAGACAGGCAACUACAAUGUGCGUGAUAAAUUCAAGCGUUUCGACAAUCGCUUCAUUCGCCCGCUGCUGAUCAGAGACCUCAAGGGCGCUGAGCCAAAGAUCAUCGAGACGUACUCCAAACUCACAAUGCGCGAUGCCAUGGAGGUGAUGAGGCGGAAUCCAUCCACCAUCGGUCAGAUGACGGGCACCGAGUCGAUGAGCGCCCUGUUCCGGAACUAUACCAAUAACUAUAUUGGGGGCAGGUGGGCACCGCCAACCAUAUACACCACCUGUCCCAGUCUAACAAAUCUAGACAAUACCUGUUCGCGUAAUCUGGACAUGGCUGAGCUGGAUUAUAAUCCAUCCAAGAAGGAUCUGACUGAUGCCAGGAUCCAUCAUCUGUUGGCCGAAGAACUGAAGCCUUAUAGAAGGGCCUCAAUACAAAUGCACCGUCGUCUUAGUUAUAGCCGACACGCAGUAGAUGACAGAGAUUUGUCCACCCAGGUCAAUUACAAAAUGCAAAUGAACUUUAGGCGAAUGUUCAAUGAUCGCAAACAUCACAAACGCAGCAAACGUGGGGCCAGCAAUAAGGAGGCCAAGGAGAACGUUAAGCAGAAUCAUGUCUCGUUCCAUGAUUUCCAACAGAAUGGCACCACCAAGCAGCUCACCAAUGACUAUAUUAACAAUGUGCUUAAUGAAACAGCCGAGGAGUGCCAACAGAAUCCCAACGAGAUCAAUGUUGUUGGCCCCAGCGACGAUUGGGAUGAUGGCCUGACCUUCACCGCCAAAUCAUCACCUGACUCGGAUCGCGCCAAUAACAAUUCCCUGAUAGCCCACAUCCAAAACCUGCCGGGUUUCGAUGCAUCCAAGGCGCGUAUCGUCGUCCAGCAUUAUGCACCGAAGGUCGACGAUGGUGCGGAAACAGAUCUAGAGUCGCCGGAUCAGGCCAUUGGGCCCACGGCCGCCGAAUUGAUAUUGCCGUGGCGGCGGGAUCGUUCAUACCAGAGCAUUGUGGCCGAGCAUCCCAUUCCCGAGGAGGAUCGCAAUCUGUCCCGCGAAUCCGAUGGAGAGAGGCGUGUGGCCACGCCCACCGCCACGGAAUCCCAGCUGCCGUGGAAACGACAAGGUGACGAAUGCACGGAUGCAGUGCAGCAGAACGAGUUCCCCGCCUGGGCUUCAAACAAGGAGUACUUGGCCUACAAUUCCCCCAGUGCAACAUUCCUAGGUGGUAUAAACAAGCCUAAACAGCCCAAGUCCGUCAUAGGUCUCUUCCGGCGUGAGAGUUCCAGUUCGAAGGGCGGAAGCGUUGGCAUCGGCAGCUCGGGAGCCGUGGACACAGCCGCCAGUGGGUCGGAUGCGAUGGUCGUGCCCAUGUCCAAUCAACCGGCCAAUGUUCCAUCAACGUCCAUGCACAAUCCGCGGCUGGACAAGCGCUCCCAGUCGAUAUCCUCCGGUUCGCUGGGCGCCGGGCCACAUCAGCUGGGACCGGAUGGUCAUUCCGGACCAUUUCCGGUCACGGCCAGUCACCGGCGGAAUGUGCGCAGGGGCUCCAUGCUGGAGCUGAGCGGACUCAUUACAACUGGACGAAGGCCCAGUAGAAUUUUACAAUUUAGUCCGGGAGCAACUAAUUUACUAGAGUCAGCCAAGAUCACAACUCCUUCUCCUCCACCUCCUACUACUUCAACAAUAACAACAACAACUACAGUAAAAACAACAACAACCACAUCAACCACCAAGAACAACAACAACACCACCAACAAUUCAACAGAAACAACAUCAGCAAGCGCGAGUUACUCGACGCCCACCACCCCAAGAUCAGAGGAUAGCGCCACAUAUACAUACUAUCCAAAAGACACAAUACCCGAGGAGUCGUCGUACCAGCAUGGACACUCCAAGUCCUUGUGCGAGCCGGCGGAUUCGGAUGACUGGGAGGGAGCAGCACUGUCCGCCGUCGGCGGAGCCAACAGCGAACGAAUGAUGCGAUUGAGCGGCAGGGAACCCCUUCUGCCACGCCCCUCCAACACGCCCCGCGCCCAAAUCCGUCGCAUGAACGCUGGAGCGGUGGGCGGGGCAGCGGUUACCCAAGCAGGCCGGAGAAACCAGGUGACCAAGGCUCUGUUGGACUACGAGGAUUCCGAUUCGGACUCCGAGGAGAACGAUGACGAUGAGGAUGAGGACUUUGAUUCGUACGAUGACGAGAACAUUGUGGUCACCACCUUUACGACCCCAGCCACGGGCAGGAGAUCGGGUUCCAGUCCAGGAUCGGGAUCGGAUGCCAAUACCGCCACAACCACCACCACCACGACAAGCAUUCGGCUGACCCGCAACAACGACGAGAGCAUCAUUUGAGUAUCGAGCACGGAUGGCGAUGUGGAGGAGGAACUGGAUGAUGACGAGGACGAGGAUCUGCCAACCAUCUCAGUACCACCAUCCCGUAUUCCAAAAAGUUCACGGCGGCGCCUAUUCCCAUACGAGAUGUUCUACUAACUAACUCCGGAACACACCCCACACACAUUUAUAUGACCUAGUUUGUAAGCCUAAAGUUGACAAAGAGUUGCUAAAUAGUUUCCCCAAAAAAAAUGGUUUAAAACAAAAAGCUUUAUAAUUAUAUUGUCAAACCACAAGAAUCGGACAAAAGCCUAGGAAAGGAAAUAGCAAAAAAAAAUUGUAUAUAACACCAGAUUUGAACAACAAAUUAAUUUCUUCUUCGUCUUUUAAGUCGCUUCUUAAGAUUUGUAACUUCCAGUUUGUGUUUAGUGUUUAAUCCCGAUCAAAUGUUAUUAUGUACCACAAACGUAUAUAUCGAAAAACCGAUUUAGUGAUUUCAGCAGAUGUGUUCCAAAAUAGCAAGCAAGCAAAUUAAUUGUUUAAUAACUAACAAAGCGUAGCCAAAGUUCUUAUUAAGCCUAUAACAAACGUUGAUUUCUUUGUUUAUAAUUUAGACAAAAUGUACCAAAUUGAGAUCACAUUGCGAUAAUGUGUUGCUAACCGUACUUAAGCGCGUACUUAGUUCGAUAACAUAGUGAAAUCGCAGAGUUUAGUUCAAUUUUAGCCUUAGUUAAUAAAUUAAUGAGUUUAAAGAAAUUAAUUUCUGUAUAGCCGCAGAGUCAGAACUAAGAAUAAUACAGCAAAGUUUUACUCAGUUGAAACUGUGAGUUCAAUAACUUUCAUCAGCCUAUUACAAGUAACAUUUUAAUGCAUUUUAAAACUAUGAGACAACUCCAGAAAUUUUAAGAAUUUCCAAGUCUGUUGAAAAGUCCAUUUUAGUUUUGAUAACAUCAGAUUCCUGUUACAAGAGAUCAUACAUUUAUAGAUUUUCUGUAGUACCUCUAUAUGCUGACCUUUUAUUUAAAAGAAAAGCACACCACAGAGGCAGCUGAGUAAAACUUUGGCUGACCCUAACUAUAAAAUAUACACAAAUCAAGUAACUAAUAGUGGACAGGUAAAUGGACAGAGUUAUGUAAUUUAUAAAUUAUUUUUGUAAACAUUUACGAACGAUAAAGAUGAAAACCUAAUGGUGGAAAUGUUCGAACGAGCGAGAGAUUUGCGAACGAUUAUGUAUGGAAUGAGUGCAUGACUAGGAUUGAGCUAACCAAGCAUAAAAAAAUAGUUUAACAUGCUCAAAAUCAAGUAAAUUAAACUAGAGAUAGUUGAAUAUAAAUAAAUUCACUAUGCUGACGUAGAUUUGAAAAUGCAUUAGAAGAAUAAACUCUAAUUACCAGACCAGACCCAAGGAGAAGCACGGAGCCAACUGAGGAUACAGUAGCCAAUAUCCAGAAUGAUGGGAUAAUAUUCUGGAACCUACCUACCUAAAAAUAUUUGCGGGGACUGCUAACGGUAAAUCGUGGAAAUGGAACACAUACCUACCAACUACGAGUAAUACAAAAUAAAUAUAUAUUUUCUAACUGAUGUGCAACGCGCCCCUAGUACCAAACUUUAGUUUAACCAUCUAAGACCUAAGUAGUUUGUAUUCGCAUUAUGUUCUAUCCAAGAAAUUGCCUUCUGAAUAUGCACACCAGAUCAGAUAGAAUUGGUUAUCAUAGUUUGUUUCACAUUUUUAUUUCGAUCAGAAAGACAAUAAACGGCUACAAGAGACGCGAGAUCUUGGAAAUUGUCAUUUCAAUAAAUCUUUAAUGGAAAAAAACAUAAAAAAUCAGAGCUGUGUUAUAUUGUGAGCAGGUUUUCUAUAUAAACUUGAAUUAUUCCACUGAAUUUCAGAAAUAGAAAAUGGAUUGUGGGAUUAAGAAUUUAUAUAUUGGACGCUGACUCAUAAAUUACUUGCUUAAGAAAACUAACCUUGAAUUCAAUUGAUGACUAAAUCGAGAAAGUGUUUGCAGUUUUCAUACCGUAGGCCUUAAGUUGUGCAUACUUCAAAAUUAAUAAAAAUAUUGAUAGCGCAAAAUAACAAAAAAAAAAUUCAAAAAACACACGAUGCAAACCCGAAAGUAAGAAUUGUAAAUUGUUAAACUGAUUUUAAAUAUUAUAUAAGAAAAAAAAUU